GAGCAGGCCAGGCAGUAGAGCUGGUUUUAUAGCGACAGCCAAGCAGAGGUAGCAGCCAGUAGAACCAUGGGCAGGAUGCUGUGUGCUCUGAUUCUCUUGUCUGGUCUCCUGGGGGCCGCCAAGGCCAGCCCCAUCACGGGCCCCCGGGAGUGUGCCAAGGGCUCUGAGGUAUGGUGUCAAGACCUGCAGGCAGCUGCGAAGUGUCAGGCCGUGAGGUACUGCCAGAGUGCUGUCUGGAGCAAGCCCAUAGUCAGGUCCCUGCCCUGCAGUGUGUGCCAGGAUGUGGCAGCCGCUGCUGGUAAUGGGAUGAACCCGGAUGCUACAGAGGCUGACGUUUUGGGAUCGAUAACGAAGACCUGUGAGUGGCUUCCAAGCCCGGAAUCAUCAGCUAAGUGCAAGCAGAUGGUGGACAACCACAGCCCAGCUGUCCUGGGCAUGCUCAGCGGAACCCCAGACACUGCCGUGGCUCCGGUAUGCACUGCGCUCACCCUUUGUGAGCCACUACAGAGGCACCUAGCCAUUGCCACCUCAGAGAGACCGCUGACGCAGGAGGAUAUAACUGAAGUGAUGGCUCCAUUUUUGUCCAACGGGGCCCUCAGCUUCCACCCAUCACAGAUGCCUGGGGAUACUGUAUGCCAAGAUUGCAUGCAGCUGAUCUCCACGCUCCAGAGUGCUCUAGAGUCUAACUUGACCUUGGCAGAGGUAACUUUCCAGGAUCAGUGUGCAUCCCUGGGGCCUGGCCUGGCUGCCCUCUGCAAGAACUACAUCCGACAGCAAUUCGUCCCCGCCCAGCAGACGCUGCAGAUUCUCCCCUCACAGGAGGUCUGCAGGAAGGGGGGCUUCUGUGAGGAGCAGAGAGAGCCUGCCCACCGGCUGGCUCAAGUGGCCGCUGUGGAUGGAAUCCCUUCUCUGGAACUGGAGCUGCCCAAGAAGAAUGAGAUGCAGAUGCAGCUGGGCCUGACCUGUGAUGUGUGCUUGAAUGUGAUCCAGGAGAUGGACAAAUGGCUCAUGACCAACAGCACAGAAGCCCUCAUCACCCACACCCUGGAGCGAGUGUGUUCCAUAAUGCCCGAAACUCUGGUCCAGCAGUGCAUCACCCUGGUGGAGGCCUACAGCCCCAACCUGGUUCAGCUUGUGACCAGAGUCACCCCAGAGAAAGUGUGUGAGACCAUCAGGCUGUGUAACAGCAGAAGGCAGGCCAGGUCCAUCUCCAGGGCUGAGGCAACCACACCGUCCCUGCUGGUGGAUGAAGAAAACCAAGGCAGCUUCUGCCAUGGGUGCAAAAGGAUACUGGGCGUAUCUUCCCAGAACCUGGACCGCAAGAGCACCAAGCGGGACAUCCUGAACGCCUUCAAAGGCGGCUGCCGAAUCCUGCCACUGCCUUACGUGCUUCAGUGCAACCGUUUCGUAGCGGAGUAUGAACCCGUACUCAUAGAGAGCCUCAGGCUCAUGAUGGACCCCACGGACCUGUGCAGGAAGAUGGGGGCCUGCCACAGCCCCAAGAUUCCACUUCUAGGCACAGACCAGUGUGUCUUAGGCCCCAGCUUUUGGUGCAAGAGCCCAGAGGCCGCUGAGAUGUGUGAUGCCCUGGAGCACUGCCAGCGCCUGGUGUGGAAGAAGCCGGCCUCCGAGGUCAAAGAGCAGCCAUGACUGGGGCCACCAGAACCCAAAGCCUGCCAGGGCGGAUCCCACCUGCAGGCUUCUGCCUCCCAAGGGGACCCUAUGAGGUGGGUGCUAUCCCACCCCCCAUGUCCUAGAUGAAAAACUGAGGCUCUGGGGAGGGAGUUGGGGCUGAGCAGAGCUGGCAUUUUUUCAAAGCCAUGCUCUCCUGAUGCUGGACGGCUUCACCUUUCUGACUCUACCCUCAUCACGGUCACCCCUGCUAUAAACAGGAAGUCCUCACCCCUGCCCCAGGAAGCCACCCUCUCCUACCCCUGCUGUGAUGCUGAUGGCCUGGAGGAACCCGUCAGAGGCCUCCCAUGCAGGGUGAACACCCAGCUGUGAGCCAAAGCAGUUGCAGAGGGAAGGGUAGAGGGGACCGCCACUAGUCAGGCCAAUGACUUAUCCAUAGCUUGGGGUGGGGGUUGGGUAUUCUCAGUCUGGGAUCUCUGUGACUGGUUCCCAAUGGUGCAGUUGGGACAUGAGUGGCUCUGGACUUCUCGGGAGCGGGGAGGGGCCUGGGUUAUUGGCCACCACCUACGAGGGGUAUUUGGACUUCAUAGCACUCCUGUCCAUGGCUCUGUUCUCUCACCGGGACUCCAGCCACCCUGGUACUAAGUAGUCCCGGGUGUGCUUAAAAUUAGGAGAACAAACCCCACUGGGCGAGCUCUGGGGAAGGCCUGAGGGGUACGGAAUGACUGUGGCAUGGGCCACAGCAAGAGCUCCACCCUAGUGAGCAGAUCCUUUUUCUGCUAAGCCUCAGUUUUUCAAUCUGUAGACUGGGAGGAUCAUGCCUGCCUCAUAGGGAUGUUGAGACAAUUCUAGAUGUCCUCAAGUUCCUUCCCUUAGAGACCAGCACCCAUUGACCUACCCAGAUCAGCAAAACCUAUCUUGGGAAUCAGUAGGGUCUCUGGGGAAUCUGCCCAAGCAAGUGUUAUAUAAACCAGCUUUCUCCAAAUGA
Peromyscus leucopus (white-footed mouse) is the source of this 2620-nucleotide messenger RNA. It is a transcript of the gene Psapl1, whose product is annotated as prosaposin like 1. Gene Ontology annotation, cellular component: lysosome. Bases 67 to 1650 code for a protein of 527 amino acids. The record is from RefSeq and is a predicted model, not a curated record. The transcript has a single exon. NCBI's taxonomy places the organism in Eukaryota, Metazoa, Chordata, Mammalia, Rodentia, Cricetidae. Gene Ontology annotation, biological process: sphingolipid metabolic process.